GAGCCAGCCAGUGAGCGCGGGAGCCAGGCAGGCAGGGCCGGCUGGCUGGCCGGCCGGUGGAGUAGGGAAGAAGCGGAAGGCAAAGAGGCAGCAGCAGCUGCUGCAGCAGCGACGGGGGCGCCUCAGUCCCUGCCAUCGCCACCACCACCAUCACCCCCCGGGAGAGGCUGCGACUCUCCGGCCUGGCGGGCCCCCAGCCACCCAACCUCUCGGCCAUGCCGAAUAAAAAGAAGGAGAAAGUGAACCAGGAACCUCCAAAAGCAGGCAAAAGUGGGAAGAGUAGCAAAGAUGUGCAAGAUAACCUGGACAUUGAAGUCACAAGCAAAAAAUCAAACAGCAUUCCACCUGCCACACAACUCUCUAAAAUCAAAGUACCUCCUCCACAGGCUGCAGUGAAGAAAGAAAAACGGCAGAGUUCUUCUAGAUUUAGUAUUAGCAGUAACAGAGAACUCCAAAAGCUGCCAGCUUUAAAAGGCUUUGGAAAACGGAUACACCUUUCAUAGAGGUCUAUAUCAAG
Molecule: messenger RNA, 517 nt
Organism: Gekko japonicus
Lineage: Eukaryota; Metazoa; Chordata; Lepidosauria; Squamata; Gekkonidae
Product: serine/threonine-protein phosphatase 2A 56 kDa regulatory subunit delta isoform-like
Exons: 4
Coding region: 216-503 (95 amino acids)
Source: RefSeq, a predicted model, not a curated record